AUGCCCGCCGUGCCGCCGGCGCCGCCCGCGUCGCCGCCGCGCGCGCUGCUCCCGCCGUGGCAGCGCGAGUGGCUCGCCGCGAGCAUGGGCUGCACGAUCGCGGACGCGAUGUUUAACCCGCUCGAGGUGCUCAAAGUGCGGCGACAGAUGCUCGCGAGGCGCGCGUCCUCGACGACGGCGUCGAACGCCGCCGCCGCCGCCGCGACCGCCUCCGCGACCGCGCCUCCGACCGGGACGCUCGCGCUCGCGAGGGACGCGAUCAAAUCGCGCGGGCUCGCGAACGGGCUGUGGCUCCCCGGGCUCGAGGCGACGUGCUAUCGCGCCUUCUCCUACACCGGGUUCAGGAUCGGCAUGUAUCCGUCAGGCGCGUCCCACGCACUGGUUCCCAUACGACCCCUCCGCGACGCGAUCGUGAGCCGCGGCGCGUUCGGCGACGCGGACUCGAUCGCCGCGCGCGUCGCCGCGGGCGCGCUCACGGGCGCGGUCGGCAGCGCGGUGUUCAACCCGAUAGACGUCGUGCGGAUACGCAUGCAAGGGCCGACGCCGUAUCCGAGCACGCUCGGCGCGUUCGUCGCGAUCGCGAAGCGCGAGGGCGUCGUUCGAGGCCUCUGGCGCGGCACGGACGCGUGCGUCGCGAGAGCGGCGCUGCUGAGCGGGAGCCAACUCGCGACGUACGAUUCGGUGAAGAAGCACUUGAAAGCGAACGGCGGGUUCGAGGAGGGUCCCGGGUUGCACUUCGCCGCGAGCUUCACGUCGGGGAUCGUCGCGCAGACGGUGACGAUGCCCGCGGACACGCUGAAGACGCUCGCGAUGGCGGGCGGGGACGGCGGGGACGGCGGGAAACGGCACGGAGGGGGUCCUGGGACUCUGGGGAUAUUGACGCGCGUUUUACGAACGCACGGGGUUGGGGCGUUAUAUCGAGGGUACUGGCCCGCGAUGGCGCGGCAAGGGCCCGUGAUGGUGAUUCAGAUGCCCAUCGUCGAGCAGUUCCGCAGGGCGUUCGGGUUGGAGUAUUUCUGA
Messenger RNA from Micromonas pusilla CCMP1545, 1020 nucleotides. RefSeq names its product mitochondrial carrier family. The transcript has 4 exons. Gene Ontology annotation, molecular function: transmembrane transporter activity. Lineage: Eukaryota; Viridiplantae; Chlorophyta; Mamiellophyceae; Mamiellales; Mamiellaceae. The record is from RefSeq and is a predicted model, not a curated record. Bases 1 to 1020 code for a protein of 339 amino acids.